Sorex fumeus (smoky shrew) is the source of this 2456-nucleotide messenger RNA. It is a transcript of the gene UPF3B, whose product is annotated as UPF3B regulator of nonsense mediated mRNA decay. The record is from RefSeq and is a predicted model, not a curated record. NCBI's taxonomy places the organism in Eukaryota, Metazoa, Chordata, Mammalia, Eulipotyphla, Soricidae. Gene Ontology annotation, biological process: positive regulation of translation; nuclear-transcribed mRNA catabolic process, nonsense-mediated decay. Gene Ontology annotation, cellular component: cytoplasm; nucleolus. The transcript has 11 exons. The coding region runs from base 140 to 1594 and encodes 484 amino acids. Gene Ontology annotation, molecular function: mRNA binding.
CACGCGGGUCCCAGUUUUAACGAACAAGCCCUUUGUGGGGGGGGCGGAGUUCUGACGGGAACUGAGCGAGAGCGGCAGGGCUUCGGCGGCGUAACGGCUCGGGGGCCGAGCCGCCGCUCGGAGCCGCGGCGCCGUGGCCAUGAAGGAGGAUCGGGAUUAUAGGCCCAAGGAGAAGCGAGUGACCCUCUUGACUCCCCAAGGGGCCACCAGCAGCAUCGCCGGGGCUUCGGCGGACUGCGGCAAGGGGGAUGAUAAGCAGGAUCGGAGCAAGGAGAAGAAAGAAGCGCUGAGCAAGGUGGUCAUACGCAGAUUACCUCCCACGUUGACCAAGGAGCAGCUUCUGGAACAUCUUCAGCCUCUGCCUGACCAUGAUUAUUUUGAGUUUUUCUCUAAUGAUACUAGUUUGUAUCCUCAUAUGUAUUCGAGAGCAUACAUCAACUUUAGGAACCAAGAGGAUAUUAUUUUGUUCAGGGAUCGCUUUGAUGGCUAUGUAUUCCUUGACAAUAAAGGUCAGGAAUAUCCUGCUAUAGUAGAAUUUGCACCUUUUCAAAAAGCUGCAAAAAAGAAGACUAAGAAAAGAGAUACCAAAGUUGGGACUAUCGAUGAUGACCCAGAAUAUAGAAAAUUUUUGGAGACCUAUGCAGCAGAUAAUGAGAAGAUGACCUCUACUCCAGAAACUCUGCUAGAGGAAAUUGAAGCCAAAAAUAGAGAAUUAAUAGCUAAAAGGACAACCCCACUUUUGAGCUUCCUGAAAAACAAGCAGAGAAUGAGAGAAGAAAAAAGAGAAGAGCGAAGAAGGCGAGAGAUCGAGCGUAAGAGGCUCCGGGAGGAAGAGAGACGUAAAUGGAAAGAAGAGGAGAAACGCAAACGAAAGGAUAUAGAAAAACUCAAGAAGAUAGAGAGAAUUCCAGAGAAGGAAAAGAUAAAGGAAGAACCAAAGAUUAAGGUACACAGGUUUCUGUUACAAGCUGUGAAUCAGAAAAAUCUGCUGAAGAAGCCAGAGAAAGGAGAUGAAAAAGAACAACUGGAGAAAAGAGAGAAGGCUAAGAAGUUGGAUAAGGAGAACCUAAGUGAUGAAAGAGCCAGUGGGCCUGUUUGUACCAUGUCCAAACGCCCAGAGAUUGAGUUUAAAGAGGAAAAGCCUAAGAGAUUCGAAGACGACUUUAGCCGAGAGUAUCGUGAUCGCGAUUAUGAGCGCGACCAGGAGCGCAUCCUUCGAGAACGGGAACGCCUGAGGCGUCUGGAGGAGGAGCGACGCCGGCAGAAGGAGCGCUACGAGAAGGAGAAGGCCUUGGCAUUUAAAAGAAAGGAAGAAGAGAUGAAGAAAGAGAAGGAAGCUCUGGGGGCUAAGGCGAAGAAGCCGGAAACACCUGAACCAGUGGGCAGCGCAGACAAAGUAGAGAAGAAAGAGGAAGUGGUUAAAAGAGAUCGCAUAAGAAACAAGGAUCGCCCUGCCAUGCAGCUGUACCAGCCAGGAGCUCGAAGCCGCAAUCGUCUUCUUCCUCCUGAGGAAAGCAACAAGCCUGGAGAUUCAGGAAUAGACAAAAAGCAGGAAAGUGGUAUUAGCCAUAGAAAAGAAGGAGGAGAGGAGUGAUGAGUUCAAAUGGCCUUAGGUGUCCUGUUGAGGCAGCCAAAGAGCACGUGUUCAGCAAUCCAGAAGUGCCUUCAGGGCAAAGGAAUAGAGAGAGCGAGCGAGAAAGGGGGUCCGCUGUGCUGGUGGGGUACACUGCAGAGGAGUACGUUUUGCGCAAAGCAGGAACCAGAUCGCAGGUUCAGAUGGGAAGUUCCAUUUUCUUGUUUAUGCAGUUCCUACAGACUAAUUUUUCAGUGUCCGACAAAUACGAGGGGUGCGGCCAGGCAGUGCUGUGCGCAGGCAGGGAAGGUCAUGGGAGGACUUCAUUCAGGCAGGACCUGAGAUGCGAAUCAGCUGGUUCCACCAUCAAAAAUGUUUUUGGUUCAUCCACUUUGAGUGGAGCCGAGUCACUUCGAAGUCACCGUCAGGUCUAGUUAGAGAGUCGUGGUGAUCGCUGUUUACGGUGUAGUGCAAAUGCAACAAGCAUGUAAUUGUAGUCCAAGUACAGUGAGGGGCUUAUGCCAAAAUGUAGUCGUAUCACGUCCUGAUCCGCACGCUUCAGGGUUAGUUCUAGGUGUUUUUGGUUUGCUUCUGUGAGCUUAGUGGCAAGAAUAUUGUUAAACACAUUUUUUUGCCCUAUGCAAGUUUCUUUUCGAGUCUCCCCUUUGCUUGAUUCUUGACAAUCCAGUCUUUGUUUUAUCUUAGGUCUCAUAAUCUGAGCAUCCUCUCUCCAGGAAGGAAAGCUGCAUGAAUAUUUGUUCCUGUUAAAUAGCAACUUUCCGUCUUCCUCUGUUUUGCAUUGUUGCUAAUAGCCUCAGAGAAUAAAGUUACAUCUGUGUUUGUUGACAGUUUAUUGAGAAUAAAGUUACAUGUGUGUUCUUGA